Oreochromis niloticus (Nile tilapia) is the source of this 1812-nucleotide messenger RNA. RefSeq lists its product as uncharacterized. The record is from RefSeq and is a predicted model, not a curated record. The coding region runs from base 189 to 1103 and encodes 304 amino acids. Lineage: Eukaryota; Metazoa; Chordata; Actinopteri; Cichliformes; Cichlidae. Gene Ontology annotation, biological process: DNA integration. Gene Ontology annotation, molecular function: nucleic acid binding. The transcript is spliced from 2 exons.
UCAUUGUAUAGCAUUUUGGACGGGUUGAUAGCAGUGUUAGCAAAACUAGCAAAGCUAAAUUACUUAGCUAGUCCUCAAUUAUUUCAUUUUUUAGGCAGCAGACAGAGAUCGAACAUCAUACAACUCUAUUUAUUUAUUUGGUAGGUAACAGUCGUUCUUGAUGUAAAUGUUUCCUUAGGAAUCCAGCAAUGCACCUGGACCAAGUAGACCUGCCGUCUCCACUGGGAUACCGUACCGCUCGGAUGGUUACCAAGGAAGGCUUCAGAUUUCCAAAGAGGAAUUGGAAAAUGUUCCUGAAAACAUCUUUUACUGAAGCUGCAUCUAUCCUUUCCAUCUCCAGGCCCACUCUGUAUAAGUUACUGCAAGACUAUAAUAUCUCAGUGUCAAAAUUCAAUGUAAUCAGUGACCAUGAGUUAGAGCAGAUAGUGUCCCAGAUAAAAACUGAACAUCCACAUGUUGGAGAAGUGAUGCUGAUGGGUCAUCUGCGUUCCAAAAACAUAGUGGUUCAAAGAUGGCGCGUAAGAGAGUCACUGCGGAGGGUGGACUCGGCUGGUGUUCUAUCCAGGAGAAGAACUGCAGUUGCUCGGCGAGUAUAUUCUGUGCCUCAUCCAAAUUUCAUAUGGCACAUAGAUGGAAAUCACAAGCUGAUUCGUUGGAAGUUUGUUGUUCAUGGUGCAAUAGAUGGAUACAGCAGGAUGUUGAUGUUUCUUCAGUGCUCCAGCAAUAAUCGAGCUGAGACUGUGAAAGCUCUCUUUACUGCAGCUGUUGGACAAUUUGGCAGACCCCUGCAUAUCAGGACUGAUCAUGGAGGAGAGAACGCUCAGAUUUGGGAGGAGAUGCGAGCAAGCAGGGGUGAAAGCUCUGUCUUAAUGGGAAGUUCUGUGCACAACCAGAGGAUUGAGCGUUUCAACCGAGACUUAAACAAUAACUGUACACUGAAAAAAAUGUUUUUUUGGCCCUGUAAUUAUUAUUUCAAUUAUCUAUAUAAAUUUUACAAAAAAAUACAAAUUCAGUGCUAUUACUUUAAAAUAGCAGUUUUUCUUGUAGUGCAUUACUUGAGGAUUGUUUGUAAUUAUGUGUCCUCAGUUUUGUAUGUAAAUUGAAUCAUUCGAUCCAAGUAAUAUUCACUAAACCAAUUCAUUGGCUUAAUUAGUUGAUAUUUCCAAGUAAAAUGUAAUGGAGUGACAUCAGUGAAUAUGGCCACCUUCUCUGCAUUCGGAGCAUGACGUCAAAGCCCCUCCCCACAUUUGAGCGGUCUUUCUUCAGACAUACCAUGGUCCACAUUUCGACGGUUGGCAGACUUGACGGAAACGGGAAAAAGUGGAACCAUGAAUGUAAGUUUUAAACGGAACAAACUUUGUACGUUCCUGUUGGCUCACCUACUUAAAUCAGUUUCUCCGCACUGAAAGCAGCUGCGCUAGCAAAUAGUGUAUUUUCCGGCUAGACUUGCUGACUAACUUUCCUGGCAGGAGGUAUGUCCAGAAUUUCCCACAGCACUUUACAGCUUAGAUGGCCACCUAAACAACACACGCCUGCUGCCUUAACUAACGUCUUUGUGAAUAAAACCACCACGGUCCAGUUUAAAAUAAUUGCUGCACCGCUGCCAUGAGGUGUAUUUUGAAAAAAACAAAAAAACAAAAAAAAACGAUGUACGCACUCGAUUUCACUCAAGUCUUCAUAUUGACCUGUUUUAAAUUUGACACCGAGCUGACAUAUGUAAAAAAAAAUAAAAUAAAAUAAAAUAAUAUCAGUGUGCAUCCUUGAGUUAGUAGAAAUUAGUUGAAAAGCAUAUAGAUAACUUUUUUUUUUUUU